Molecule: messenger RNA, 1760 nt
Organism: Trichoderma asperellum CBS 433.97
Lineage: Eukaryota; Fungi; Ascomycota; Sordariomycetes; Hypocreales; Hypocreaceae
Biological process (GO): metal ion transport; transmembrane transport
Cellular component (GO): plasma membrane
Molecular function (GO): magnesium ion binding; cobalt ion binding; cobalt ion transmembrane transporter activity
Source: RefSeq, a predicted model, not a curated record
CGAGAUCUUCUAUCACUUAAGCGUGUGCAGUCAUUUGCAGCGCGCUCCCAAGAUAGCUACCUACUCUGCGGAAGCCAAUACUCCAAGCUUGCUAGUCGCUUCUACUCCUCAACAAGAGGCACGUCCUCCAAGGGCUCCAACACUUCUUGCCCCAAUAGAAAUUUUCACUUUGUGACUGUCAUGAACUUGCAAGUCACUUCGUCGCCAGAUAAAAAGUCGACCGACCAACACCAAGUUCACGUUGAGGACUUCCCCAACCCUCAGGCGUUCCUGGACGGUCCAAAAGUAGGACCUGAUUGCUCACAACUCAUUUUCCUCAAGGGUUAUGAGUCCACAGAAUGGCUAAAAACUAUCGGAGCCGCGCUCACAGUCGAUCCCGAGUUCUGGCGGCGCCAUGGUCCAAAUUAUGGGCAGGAGUUCUACGACCUUCCUCUACUUCCCAGCUAUUGUCACGGCAUCGUAAAGCUACGCAUCAUCACAAUUUUGAACUCGCGCAUCGCCGGAACUUCAACAACUGUGGAGAGAUGGCGCGUUGAUGGUAAAGAAAUUAUCAGGCGCCACCACAUUAAACUAGAGAAGAAAGGCUCCGAAGGCGAGUCAAUUAUUCGACAGCUAUACAUGCACAGCGAAAGUGUAUAUACCGUCGAACAGCACAUUUCAUGUACGGUCGUUCAAAAGAACAAUGGCUGGGCCGGUCUAAUAUGGCUUGAUUUUGGCAAGACUCCUCUUCCUUCAAUCCAGGUCUUAUCCAACGAAGACUAUCAUUCGGACAUGCCUGAUUACUGUAUUCCUGUCAUUCAGCCUCAAAUUCCCAAAGCGGCCCUGAUAUACCCUCUUAGCGAAAUUGGACCUGGUCAUUCUCCCAAUGGGCUUAACAGUAGAAUGACGCCCUCCUCCACUCAAAGCGCAUCUCUACUCCCAACCCAGUAUGGUGAGGGCCUCAAACCUCUCAAUAUGCGUAUAUCGCCUUUAUAUGCCAUGAGCGACAUCUUUCGUCAUGCUGCCUAUAGCUCCAAUCAAAUGGUCAAUAUGUUGACGUUGAAUAUCGAGGAGGCUUUGCGGUGGGCACACCGCCAUGAGGCUCUAUCUCUGUCAGAUCUACAAUUUAAAAAGGAUAUACUAGACGAGCAUGCAGCCUACCUUGAGGAGGUUGUGACCUUCCUCAAGGUCGGAUCCAAGUCCUGGACAGUUCUCAAUCCAGACAGCUCGGGUGCGCCGAACGGUGCCGACUCUAGCAAUACAAAACAGUCCACCAGAGAGAAUAUGCAAAAGGCGGAAGAGAUUGCUAGCAUCACCCAGGCUGAACUACUUGAAGACUUCAACGUACUCAUUCAACGGAUAGAGAAACUGGCUGCACGAUGUAAGGAUGGCACCGACAUCAUACUAAACAGGGCACAAUUGCGUGAAUCUCAAAAGGGAAUUGAACAAGCAGCAGAAGUCAAAGUUCUUACUAUUCUAGUAUUUUUCUUUGCGCCUUUGUCAUUUGUUACUUCAAUUUUUGGUAUGAGCUUCGUCAACGUGGAUUGGAAGAUUGGGGUGCCAAUUUAUGUCGCGAUAUCAGUUGCUUUAGCCAUUGGACUAGGAAUAGCCCUUACGAAGCAGGUAAGAUGGUAGUGGAUGGGCCAGAGUUUUUCGUAGCAUUACUAUUAGCCAUAUCCGACAAUGGUACCGUAACGACUUAUAUGUCCUUGCUAUAUAUUUCUCCUCUAUACUUAGCAGAAACAUCAAGACAUUCGGUGGUCUUGGUUUACUGUGCUUUA